This is a messenger RNA of Pelagomonas calceolata, 2474 nucleotides long. The record is from the annotation of a GenBank genome assembly. NCBI's taxonomy places the organism in Eukaryota, Pelagophyceae, Pelagomonadales, Pelagomonadaceae.
GCGCAAGCGGCGCGCGUCGAGCGGUUGCGUGCUUAAUUCGCAGCGUGUGGCACUUGCUAGCCGCGCUGCCGCGCUGCAACCACUGUCAUCGCUGCGGCCUCCGCUGUGCCCCGCAACGUAACCACCACUCACUGCCAAGCAGCACUCACUGGCCAGCAGUCGCCGCACGCCGCCGCCGCGCGCCCGCCAGCCCCAUGGCGGAGUCCAAGAAGGGCGACGUCGCGAGCCGCGCCAAGCAGCGCUUCCGCGAAUUACAAAAGAGGAACGAGGACGACGAGGAGGAGGUUGGUAUACGGGACUUCUCGUCCUUACCCCUCAAGGCGGACCACGCGCAACGACCGUUGUGGGUCUGUCCCGACGGCGCCGUCUUCUUAGAAGCCUCGUCGUCACUAUACGCGGCCGCCUACGACUUCUUGGUUGCUGUCGCAGAACCGGUGGCGCGACCGGAGCACGUCCACCAGUACAAGCUCACUCCACAUAGCCUGUACGCCGCGGUAGCUGUAGGAAUAACCCCAGCGAGCAUCUGUGACGUACUCGAUAAGCUCUCGAAGGUGAAGCUACCAGAAGACGUAAAAAAGUACAUCCUGCAGUGCACGAAAAAUUUCGGCCGGGCCAAAUUAGUGCUGAGGGACAACCGCCACCACGUGGAAAGCGGCGACGCGGCGGCGUUGCGAGAACUGUUAGCACAUAGACCCAUCCGGAAUUGUAGGGAUGAGCUCCCGGAGGACGGCGAUAGAUUCGAGGUCGGCACGGCCCAGCAGGAGAUCCAGGCGAAUCGAGCUUAUCUCGACAUUGACAUCGACGGGGAUAGUUCCGAGGAAGAAGAAAAAGUUUCCGAGAAUAUCAAUGCGCUGCGGACGUAUUCGUUCCGGUUGAAGCAGGGGACCGCGCAAGACGUGAAGAAGUACGCGUCCCAAGACUUGGACUUUCCCCUGGCCGAGGAGUAUGAUUUCCGGAGAGAUCCUUCUACGGCUACAUUGCCCAUUGAUCUACGGCCUUCCACAAAAAUCCGAAAUUACCAAGAGAAGUCUCUGUCAAAAAUGUUCGGCAACGGUCGCGCUCGUUCAGGGAUCAUCGUCCUGCCUUGUGGGGCUGGUAAAACGUUAACAGCGAUCGUGGCAGCUUCUACGGUGAAACGAUCCGUCUUAGUACUAUGUACGAACGCCACGGCAGUAUCACAAUGGAAGGCCCAAUUUGCUCUUUGGACCACCCUACCGGCAUCUAGGGUCUCGCUCUUCACGGCAGAAGUCAAAGAGGACCUGCACCCGGAGUGCGGCGUUUUAAUAACGACCUACCACAUGGUCACGUUCUCCGGGAAGCGAUCGGUGCGGGGUGAGGAGUUGAUCAAGCAGGUGCGCGAGCGCGAGUGGGGCCUCAUGUUACUAGAUGAAGUGCAUGUAGUACCCGCCCAGAUGUUCCGCAAAGUGUUAUCGUCCUGCAACGCCCACUGCAAACUAGGACUAACGGCGACGCUCGUCCGAGAAGACGACCUCAUCACGGACCUGAAUUUUUUAAUUGGCCCCAAGCUCUACGAGGCGAACUGGAUGGACCUGACGCAUGCGGGGCACCUCGCGAACGUCCAGUGCGUCGAAGUCUGGUGUCCCAUGACUGCUGCGUUUUAUCGCGAGUAUCUGAGACAUGGCGGGGCGGGCCUAGGGAACAAGGAGAGCGGUAUUGUUGUAAGUGGCGCGGGGCGGACGCGGCGGUUGCUGUACGUGCUGAACCCGACGAAGUUCAGAGCCUGCGAGUACCUUGUCCAUUUCCACGAGAAACGGGGCGACAAGGUCAUUGUUUUUUCGGACGACGUCUUUGCUUUAUUAGCUUAUGCGCGAGCGCUGGAGCGACCGGCCAUCUACGGUGCCACGAAAGAGUCCGAGAGGCAGGCUGUCCUUGGUUCUUUCAGAUUUAACCCCUUGGUCAAUACGGUAUGCCUGUCGAAAGUCGGGGACGUCGCUAUCGACUUACCAGAAGCGAAUGUGAUUGUGCAAGUGUCGUCGCACUUCGGUUCUAGACGCCAGGAGGCCCAGCGGCUAGGCCGUAUCUUGCGGCCGAAGGCGUCGGCCGAAGGUGGUGGAUUUAACGCCUUCUUCUACACUCUCGUAAGUACGGACACGACGGAGAUGUUCUACUCCACGAAACGCCAACAAUACUUGGUGGACCAGGGCUACACGUUCAAGGUCGUGACGGACCUGCCGCAGCCGACGCUGUCGGCCCUCGCGUCAGAACAAGAUGAAAUUGAUUUAUUGAAUCAGGUCCUGAACGCCGACGCUCUGAAGGAAGAAGCGGAAGAGGAGAAGGCGUUGGCGAAAGCUGCCAAGGACGACAUCGCGCCGCGGCGGACGCAAGUCUCGCUCGCGUCGAUGGCGGGGGGCGACGGCGUGCGCUACCUCGAGUACGGGUCUACCGACGCGCCGAAGCAAAAGCCGAAGCGGCACAAGCUGUUUCGCGGGAGGAAGUAAAUUGUAUUGGUAAGC